CCAUCAUCUUUAUGUUCUUCUAACCUUUGCAAGCAUGAAAUAGAGCCAUUGAACCUAGUUCUCCCUUUUGUCCCAGUGCUGGCAGUCUCUGCAUCUGGCCCUCUGCCCCUGGCACCUCUCUGGAACCUCUCAUUUCCCCUCUGCUUGCCUCAGCAGUUCAUGUACCAGCCCACCUGAGAAGCCUCUUGAGGCCUCUGGCAGCUUGUACCCCCCAAUUCCCACCACCAUCUGUGAAGUAUAAAUUAAGCCUGCUCAAUGCAGUGCCAUGCCCCUUGCCAAAUAGCUGGGUAGUCCCAUGGGCUCAGACCCAUAGACAGCCAUCUGCCUGUGUUGUGACUGGAAGGACUCAAUUUGUUUGUCAGGGUCACCUCUGCCAGGGGCCUGGGAAGUGGCCCCUCUACUCUCAGGCCUUUAUAAAUAGACUCUCAGCCCUUCAGCGACGCAUUCCAUUUUCCUUCGACCAAAAUCAUUGCUUUCCAAACAGCUAAUGCUGGUGGCUACCAUUUCUCCCAGCCUGCUGUAUCCCUCAUUUACCACACAAACCGGGGAUUUCUGACUCAGAGCCCAAGGGGUUGGGGGCAUGGAAAUGACAUCAAUUUAAAGCUAUGAAACUCCUUUGGCACCAUUCACAGGGAAACUGGAGAUGACAAGACCUACUCCAAGUCUAGACAUAACCCUACAGAAAGCCCUGGGAUAGGGUGAUAGUGUAAGAGGUCAGUGAGUACACUCAGUGGUGCCAGGGAUGAAGCUGCCACAAGCACAAGCCAGAGGAUAUAUCUGCUCACUCCUGGAGGCAAAGCUUCUCAGGCCGGAGUGGCUGUGGGAGACUGGGUGCUGAGCAUUGAUGGGGAGAACACAGGAAGCCUCACGCACAUUGAAGCCCAGAACAAGAUCCGUGCCUGUGGGGAACGCCUCAGCCUGGGUCUCAGCAGGGCCCAGCCAGUUCAGAGCAAACCGCAGAAGGUGCAGACCCCUGACAAGUCAACAGCCGCUCCGACCGCUGGUCCCCGAUGCCAGCAAGCAGCGGCUGAUGGAGAACACCGAGGACUGGCGGCCACGGCCAGGGACAGGCCAGUCCCGCUCCUUCCGCAUCCUUGCCCACCUCACGGGCACCGAGUUCAUGCAAGACCCGGAUGAGGAGCACCUGAAGAAGUCGAGAUCUUGCAGCCAGGUGUCCAGGACAGAAGCCCCAGUCCCAGCCUCAACUACAGCCCAGGAACCCUGGCCUGGCCCUACCACCCCCAGCCCCAGCAGCCGCCCACCCUGGGCUGUGGACCCUGCAUUUGCCGAGCGCUAUGCCCCGGACAAAACAAGCACCGUGCUGACCCGGCACAGCCAGCCAGCCACACCCACCCCUCUGCAGAACCGCACCUCCAUUGUGCAGGCUGCUGCUGGAGGAGGCCCAGGAGGGGGCAGCAACAACGGCAAGACUCCUGUGUGCCACCAGUGCCACAAGGUCAUCCGGGGCCGCUACCUGGUGGCACUGGGCCAUGCUUAUCACCCUGAGGAGUUUGUGUGCAGCCAGUGUGGGAAGGUCCUGGAGGAAGGCGGCUUCUUUGAGGAGAAGGGGGCUAUCUUUUGCCCUCCCUGCUAUGAUGUGCGCUACGCCCCCAGCUGUGCCAAGUGCAAGAAGAAGAUCACAGGCGAGAUCAUGCAUGCCCUGAAGAUGACCUGGCACGUGCAUUGCUUCACCUGUGCUGCCUGCAAGACGCCUAUCCGCAACAGGGCCUUCUACAUGGAGGAAGGGGCACCCUACUGCGAGCGAGACUAUGAGAAGAUGUUCGGCACCAAAUGCCGUGGAUGUGACUUCAAGAUUGAUGCUGGGGACCGCUUCCUAGAGGCUCUGGGCUUCAGCUGGCAUGACACAUGCUUCGUUUGUGCGAUAUGUCAGAUCAACCUGGAAGGAAAGACCUUCUACUCCAAGAAGGACAAGCCCCUUUGCAAGAGUCAUGCCUUCUCCCAUGUGUAAGCCCAGGACUCACCCAGCCUAAAGAGUGAGAAGUCUGGAGUCAUUGCCCCCAACAUUUCUGGGUAGGGCUGGCAAUGGUUGCCCCAACCCCAACUCCUGGCCAGAGCCUGGGGUUCCCUGGACCCUGUCCCAAUCUCUUCACUUACCCCAACACACUUCCUCCACCACCAUCACAUUACCGGUGCUGGCCACACUGGCCCCUGUUCACCUCCAGUGCCACAAUAAACCUGUAUCCAGCUGUGU
Molecule: messenger RNA, 2212 nt
Organism: Ictidomys tridecemlineatus (thirteen-lined ground squirrel)
Lineage: Eukaryota; Metazoa; Chordata; Mammalia; Rodentia; Sciuridae
Gene: Pdlim7
Product: PDZ and LIM domain 7
Biological process (GO): heart development; muscle structure development; actin cytoskeleton organization
Cellular component (GO): adherens junction; Z disc; stress fiber
Molecular function (GO): muscle alpha-actinin binding; actin binding
Source: RefSeq, a predicted model, not a curated record